AUGGCCUUGCAGGCAGUCGGAGCUGCAUGGUUGGUGGAGCAGCCAAUUUCCAGUUUGGCAUGGUAUCAUCCACGUUUACGGAGCAUUCUUAGACACUUCACCAAGGUCUACGUUUGCCGGUGGUGGAUGGGGCAUUACAUGGGUUGCACCCCCAAGAGGCAUAUUUGCUGGGCAAACUGCAGAAAGAUUGGUGGAUUAGACCGUGGGGCCUUGACCAAACCCCAAAGAAAGGAAAUUGCCAAGAUUGGCGUCAAAAGUGCCACCGUGAAAGUCAACCGAAAAGGCCGUAAGGCAUACUCGGGCACUUCCAAGCUUCGCUCCACUGGGACUUAUCCUCCUCAUUUUGGACUACGGCUAGUCAGACUUUACCCUCACCUGAUCCAGUCUCGCUCUGAGCCGCCUGAAAUUCCUUUGGAAUUGGCUUCGGUGGCGACCCAGGAUUUCUUUGACAGCCUCUCAUGGGAUGGUGAUUUGUGGGAAGAUGGACAAAUGUUCUCUGUGCUUUCUUAUGCACGGGGAAAUGAAGAAGAGGAAGACAAUGAGGAAGAUACAGAGUAUCCUCAGACCGAUGUUGGUGCUGGGUUUGGGGGUGAGUCUGAGGAGGAUGAGCCUGGCUCAGAGGCAGCCAAAAACAAUAGGCUGAGACGCCUGUGUGAAAUCAAACCCUCAGGACGUUGUCAUGUUCCGGAGGAUGUGCACUUGCGCUGGAAGAAAGGUGGUGCUGAAAGGAUGGCAUUGCGUGAUGAGCUUGAGAGCUGUGGGUGGGACAAGGACAAGUUUGUCACCACACUGACAAGGCAAAGGGAAAAGCUUUCAAAGGUUACACGCACAAAGAAGCGAGGACGGUACACAAAAGAGAAGAUGCGAACAAAGCUGGGUUGGUCGAAGAAGUACAUCGACGAUGUCGUCAAGUACUGUGAAAAGAAAGGGAACGAGAGCCUCAUCCGGAAAGACAAGUACAACCGCAGCAUCAGCAAGUACCAUGUGGAUGUUGAUGAAGAUGACGAUGAAGUGAGUGAGGACUUGGAAAGAGAAGUCAAGGUGUCGUGCAAGGAUGUGAAAAACCCAGUGAAGUUCAAGAGCCUUAAGCCCAAAAGGACACGGGAGGAUUUGGCACCAAAGCAUCGAGAUGAGAGCGAUGAUGAUGAUGAUGAGCCAAAUGAUGCCGAGCCAGUCACGGGGGUUCAGGAGCAUAUUGCCCUCAAAAAGUUUGGAGACUCCUUGCUUUCCAAGAACAAGAAGCUCAGUGAUUUGUCGGGCCAACUGGAUGAAGCCAUGGCUGCAUCUGAUGAGACUAGCCCACACCAAGACCGAGUUACCAAGUCCCAGCAGAACUUGGAGCACGCAAUGCAGAUCCUGGAGACGGAGUUUGAGGCAGUGGAGCAGACCAAGGCUGAAGUUAGCGGGCUUCAGAAUGGAAAACUUUCUGAGCUGGCUGCAAAGGCGUUGAUUUGCAAAGUGGAGGAACAGAUCAAGAAGUCUCAGCGUGCAUGUGCCAAAGUGGUCACUGCUGAGGAAUGUUCUGAAAAUGUUGUGGAAGUGAUCCUGGAAGGGCGCAGUCAUGGGACGGGCAGCCUAGCAACGCCAGGGACUGUGGUCGCCGUGAUGACCAACCAGGGCGUGUCCUCCAGCACCUUGCGAACUUCGCAGCCCGUGGGGCCCAUGCCCCAGUCAGCAUUCCUGCGCCAGGAGCCUAUGGCCCACGUGGUUGGUCUGGCAGCUGCAGAGGUGCAAGAAAACCCGCAUGCCACUAGGGCAAUGCAGGAGUUUGCUUCCAUUAGGGAACGCGAUGCUGAACAAAGGGCCCAUGUGGUUUUGGAGAAGCAUGGCCUCACGGCUCCUAUCAAGAUAGACACUGUUGACCUCAUGGAUGCCAAACGUUUCAAAAGUUUUCCAUACAUCAAAUUUUCGACUUGGGUGAAAUAUUUGUUGGAUACAGGGCGUCUCCCUCGGCAGCUAUGUGCUUGUGAAAAUUUGCUAAGCAUGGAGGUGAAGCUAGAAGAAUUUUGGAGGCGCUAUGAAAGCAUUCACCCCACCCACGAAAUUUUUGCUAUGCGGGAUGCUGGCACUGUCGAUCUGAGACAUACCAUACCUGUUUACAGCCACUCUGAUGAGGGCAGAUCCCUGAAGAAACAACCUCUAUGGCUGCUAAGCACUCAUGGUGCUUUGGGUAGAGGAACGCGAGCUUACUUGAAAAAACAAAAGGACAAAGUUCCUUUGAAGCGAUGCGGCCUUGGGUUGAAUUUCUGUGGCCACACUUGGAGCACCAAUUUUUUGUUUGCGAGCAUGCUGCGGAAGCUUUACAAAAAGGAACCUCAGGCUUUGGACAAUUUGGUCCGCGUCUAUGCACAAGACAUGGAGGAUUUGCUUGUGAAUGGGGUUUGGAGUAGUGAUGGUUCGACACAUCAGGAAAACCGCUUUGGGAAGGCACAUUAG
Messenger RNA from Cladocopium goreaui, 2436 nucleotides. The record is from the annotation of a GenBank genome assembly. NCBI's taxonomy places the organism in Eukaryota, Dinophyceae, Suessiales, Symbiodiniaceae.